Molecule: messenger RNA, 570 nt
Organism: Diospyros lotus (date-plum)
Lineage: Eukaryota; Viridiplantae; Streptophyta; Magnoliopsida; Ericales; Ebenaceae
Product: late embryogenesis abundant protein 18
Exons: 2
Coding region: 35-409 (124 amino acids)
Biological process (GO): embryo development ending in seed dormancy
Source: RefSeq, a predicted model, not a curated record
AGUACUUAAGGAAGAGAUCCAAGAAAUAUCAGAUAUGCAUUCUGCCAAGGAGAAGCUACGCAACAAGGCCAGUGCGGCCAAGGAGCACGUCGACAAAUCCAAAGCCCAAGUACAAGAGAAGAUUGAGAAAGCAACAGCUACAUCCAAGGAAGAGAAAAAGAUAGCUGAAGAACGGAGGAAAGCUAAGGAAGCUGAAGCUAAGAUGGAGCUGCAUCAAGCAAAGGCGGAGCACGCGGCCGAGCGCCUGCAACCCCAUCAUCCCCUUCAUGGUCACCAUGACCCGCCGGCUGUCGGCGCCCAUGGCCGCCACCAUCACCACCACCAGCCUGUCGGAUCUGUGGAUCCGGCGACCGGAACCACAGCUUCGACAUACCCACUAGGAGGUCACGCUCCUGGACACCAUAUAUAGUAGCUAAAUAUAUAUAUAGGUGGUCAUCAGGCAUGAAAAGAGAAAAGAGAGAUUAGCAGCCGACCGUGUUCCCCUUGUUUGUUUGGGCAGUUCCCCUUGCUGUGUUUGUGAUUUGUGGGUCUGUUUUGCUUUGUACCAACACAAAAACGUUGUUUGUUGAA